This is a messenger RNA of Chelmon rostratus (copperband butterflyfish), 1826 nucleotides long. It is a transcript of the gene exosc9, whose product is annotated as exosome component 9. Lineage: Eukaryota; Metazoa; Chordata; Actinopteri; Chaetodontiformes; Chaetodontidae. Gene Ontology annotation, cellular component: nuclear exosome (RNase complex); cytoplasmic exosome (RNase complex). The transcript has 12 exons. The record is from RefSeq and is a predicted model, not a curated record. Bases 91 to 1386 code for a protein of 431 amino acids. Gene Ontology annotation, biological process: nuclear mRNA surveillance; U4 snRNA 3'-end processing; U5 snRNA 3'-end processing.
UUGACGGUGGACACAUGCCUGUUGGAGCAGUGGCACCGCAGUUGUGAAUUAAAUUAUUGAACUCUAACCAACCCCUGAUAGUCCCGCAGAAUGAAGGACACGCCGCUGUCUAACUGUGAGCGGGAUUUCUUGCUGAAAGCCAUCGCAGAGAAAAAGCGCCUGGAUGGACGACAGACCUACGACUACAGAAAGAUCAAGAUCACAUUUGGGACUGACUAUGGAUGCUGCUUUGUAGAGCUUGGGAAAACCAGGGUCAUGGCCCAGGUGUCGUGUGAGCUGGUGCCUCCUAAAGAGAGUCGGCCAAACGAGGGAAUCAUGUUCUUCAACAUCGAGCUGUCGCCCAUGGCCUCGCCAGCAUUUGAGCAGGGCAGACAGUCUGAGUUGUCAGUGAAGCUAAACAGACAGCUGGAGAGAUGCUUGAGGAACUCCAAGUGCAUUGAUACUGAGUCCCUGUGUGUGGUGUCUGGAGAAAAGGUGUGGCAGAUCAGAGUGGACGUUCACAUGUUGAAUCACGACGGGAACCUGAUGGAUGCUGCCAGCAUUGCUGCCAUCACCGCUCUGUGCCACUUCAGACGGCCUGACGUCGCCAUCCAGGGGGAUGAAGUCACAGUGUACAGUCCAGAGGAGAGAGACCCCAUUCCUCUGAGUAUCUACCACAUGCCCAUCAGUGUCAGCUUCUCCUUCUUCCAACAAGGGACUUACCUGCUGGUGGACCCCUCUGAGCGGGAGGAGCGGGUGAUGGAUGGCUUGCUGAUGAUCGCCAUGAACAAACACAGAGAAAUCUGCUCCAUCCAGUCCAGCGGGGGCAUCAUGUUGCUUAAAGAGCAGGUUAUGAGAUGCAGUAAAAUAGCCAGCGUCAAGGUGUCUGAAAUCACAGAACUCAUCAACAAAGCCCUGGAGAAUGACAAGAAAGCAAGAAAAGCAGGUGGCAGGUGUGGUUUUGCGGAGUCUAUGCCUCAGGAGCGAAUCACAGCACUAAAAACGGACGAGACUCCAGUGGAGAUGACAGAUGUGUCAGAUAGAGCCAAAGACGUCGUUCAGAAAGCCGAGGCCCUGCCUCACACUGUGCCUUCCCCUGUGGUGCCCGUCCCAGGUGUGGGUCAGGUAGGGCAGGGGCUACAGAGCACCUGGGGACUGGAGGAGGAGGAGGAGGAGGAAGAGGAAGAUGAUGACAACAGUGGUGAAGAACAGGAGGAAAAAGUAUCACAGAUGGAAGAGGAACUGCAUGAAAAGGAGGAGAGCAGAGGAGGAGAUGUGGUUGAGAUAUCUGACAGUGAAGAGGAGGAAGUGGUCAUUCUUCAUCCGGAGACACCAGCUGCCAAAAGUGCAGGACUCAGCACCCGCCAGAAGGGGGCAGCAACAUCAAAGAAAAGACAGAAAAAAUGAACUCCGCUUGAGCAGUAAGAGAUCUACAUAUGUACAGCAGAGUGAGCGACUGCAGCACCUCUUCAUAAUAAAGACUCCUGUCCUGGCUAAACUGAUUCCCUCAUGCUAUAGCUGACAAUUGGGAUCAAACUGAUGUUACAGUACUGAGACACAUCCCAGUGUUGGCUUCUUACUCGCAGAACAUGAAGUUUACUUCUUGCUUGUAGCCAUUCAGAUCCAUUUAGAAACAGACCAUGCUUACAAAUGUACAAAAAAUAAGUUGUAACUUUGUUCUUGUUUUUUACGAUGAAAGGAUGUCAGAUGUUUUUGAUAGGUGUGAUUAAAGAAAAUCUUCUCAGCCACGAUUGGAUGUUUGCAGACGUUUACAUCUCAGUUUGAACAAUUAUAUAUUUUUCGAAGGAAAAAUCUGAUCUGUGGGGGUGAGUGUAACCGAAAUAAAA